CCGGCCCGCCCCUCCAGGUGCGAGGUGGAGCAGGAAGCGGCGUUGGCGGUGCCGGAGGGGACCCGCGCCUGCCUCGGCGCCGGGUCCAUGCGGGGAAAUGGCGGCGGGCCAGGCGCUGGCCGCGCUCCUGGCCGCCCUCCUGGCCGUCUCGGCGCAGCUUCUCCCGCCGCAAGCUUCCUUUGCAAUCUUUCUUCGUAAAGUGGACAACACCACAGUUACAAUUAAACCGAAACCUGGUGUUUCACCAAACUGUAAAAUGCGCAUUAAAAGUGCCUUCGGGUCUGAACUCAACAUAAAGCCUGGGGAGAAUGUGACUUUUACUUUCACUUGUAGUACUCCAGAGAAGUAUUUCAUCAUGGAAAUUCGGAAAAAUAUUGACUGUGUGUCAGGCCCAUGUCCCUUUGGAGAUGUUUAUCUUUACCCAAUGCAGCUGCCCCGCCUUAACAGGACUUACAUCUGGGACGUGAAGGCAAGUACAAAAGCUGGACUCGAACUAAAAUUUUCUGCCCCGUGGCUAAGGCAGAUUGAACCAGGAGAGACAUGCUCAGAUUUCAUUAGCUACAACAUCAACAGCUGUAUUGAUAACGCCUUGGUCAGCAUUGGCACCUUCUGCAGGAAUGGCUCAGUGUCUCGCGUCAAGUUGCUGGGAGGAGUUGUCAUGUCUCUGCACCUCCCAUGGGACUCGCCCCUCACCACCUCAGGCUUCAGCAUAGCUAACAGGACUUCCAUAAAAAGGUUAUGCAUAAUUGAAUCCAUUUUGAAGGGGGAGUCUUCCAUCACCCUGAUGUCCCCCAACUACCCACUGGGCUUUCCAGAAGAUGAACUCAUGACGUGGCAGUUUGUGGUUCCUUCAAGCAUGAGAGCAAGUGUGUUUUUCCACAACUACAGCCUCUCCAACUGCGAAAGGAAAGAGGAGAGGGUAGAGUACUACAUCCCUGGCUCCCUCAGCAACCCGGAGGUGUUCAAACUGAGUGACAGCCAGCCUGCCAAUAUUGCUGGCAGUUUCAACAUGUCCCUGCAGGGCUGUGAUCAGGAUGCCCAGAACCCAGGCAUCCUUCGCUUGCUCUUCCAAGUCAUCGUUCAACAUCCGCAGCUUGAUGAGAAUGUCACCCAUUUGGUUGACCUGAGCAAGGAGCGGAACAUGACUGUGACCAUACACUUCGAAGGGUGGCCUGGCCGCAUCCCACUCAUGUCUGAACCCGUAUGCUUGAUCUGUAAGGAUCCUCGCACCUGCGACCGCAUCUUGACUUUAGCGUCUGGCACCGUCUACAGGAUCUCCUUUCUGUGCAAGGACUUGUCCCGUCUGAGGAUCACGGCUGAAAAAGGCAUAAGCUGUGUUGAUCUUCGGUGGUGUCAGAGGAAGAUCUAUUCUCUUUCGGUGCCCAAGGCUAUUUUGCAAUUGCCGAUUCGGCUGCACAAGUUUAUUUGGAAGCUCUUGGCCCCCGGUCUGAUCAACAUAGAAGUUACGUCUCCGUCCUUGAAACUUCAGCAACAUGUCCCAGAGCAGAGGUGCAACAGGAGCUACAGUUACAGCAUUGUUAGUGCCACCCCAGAGGCGGAGCUGAAUGUUGGUGUAUUCUGUCCUGGUGGAUCCAUUGAAAAGAUUCAGAUGAGGAAUAAUAUCACCAUAACCUUAACAGCAUUUGGUAAAGGAUUCAUCAAUGAGUCUAACCAUCAAGAUUUGAAAAUGUCUUUUGUGCCACAUAUUAAAGAUGAGUGUUCUUUCACUGUGAGUCCAAAUUCAAAGGCCAGAGUUUACUUGCAGACUCCCAACGGGCGUUAUGGUUUACCUCCCUAUGUCUCCAUAUCCUGGUACGUCAUUGUGCCCAGCAAGCAAAUUGCCCGCCUUGGGUUCCACAAGGACCGCAUGGGUAUUGCUUGUGAGACAGGCCGUGCCUAUAUCAACAUAAAGGAGGAGACUUCGGGGGCAGAGGAGAUCGUGUGCCGUGAGGAUGAAGUUCUGCCUGAUCCCCGAAAUAUGAAUCACAACUUCUGGGUAAACAUCUCCAACUGUAAACCUGUGGACAAGAUGCAACUGACCUUGGAGUUCUGGGUGACUUUUGCUGACAAGCAGAUAGACCUAGGAAUCAUACUCGCUGUGGUAGCUGGGGCCGGAGUUCUUUUGGCUAUUGGACUGACUGUGUGCUGUGUUAAGAAGAAGAAGAAGAAAACCCAGAAUCCCAUGGUGGGAGUGUACAAUGCUAACGUGAAUACCCAGAUGCCUGGGAAAAAAAGCUUAUUCAGAAAAGGGAGGCAAAACAAUGAGUCUCAUGUCUAUGCAGUUAUUGAUGAUGGUAUGAUCUAUGGACACUUGCUGAAGGAGUCUAAUGGCUCAACUGCCCCAGAAGUUGAUGUGUACCGGCCUUUUGAUGGACGCAUUGGUAGCUUACCUCCUUCACCGCCUCCAUUCUCCUUCAGAAAAGACAUUAAAUGCUCUUCUAACACUGAGGAGGAAUCUCCACCUCUGAUGGACACAGACCAUGACACUUACACAUUUGCUCAUCAGAAAUUGGGGCAAUUAGAGGACAAUGGAGAUGCAAAUGAAAAGGAUAAGGGAGACACAAGUAUGCCCUUGCUGGAAAGAAAGAAACAGGAUGGUUUAGUGGAAUAAUUUUAUACCAGGUAUAGCAGUUUCCUGUGGAAACACAGGUGUAAGGAUAGCAGUCUAGGAGAAAAAAAAUACUGAAGAGGAGUGUUAUUUUUAAAUGUGUUUUGAUAUUGUGUUGUUUUGUGUGUGUGGUUUUGGUUCUUUUGUGUCAUUUUAUUUUUUUAAAUUUAGCUGUUGAUAGCUUUCAAUUUUAAAGUGAACAUCUAGCAAACUCAGUCAGGACAUUCCAGGACUGCGUGCACUUCUGGUUGUGAAACAGGUGCCAAAGGUACACUUCUGCUUUUUACUAAAAAGGCAUCAGGAAAUUUAAUUCCUAACUGCCAGCUUAAAACUGGGGCCAUUAGUAGGGGGGAGAGUGUUCUGUCCAGUAUUUCCUCCUCUCAAAGUCAUCUGUUUGAGUGUUGGUUGGUGACUCUUAGAAGAUGCAGGCUGCAUCACUGUCUCAAGGCAGCUCCAGGUUGCACACAUCUAAGCAAUCUGCUAAUAUCUGAGCACAUGUGGGGACACUGUCCUU
This is a messenger RNA of Corapipo altera (White-ruffed manakin), 3122 nucleotides long. It is a transcript of the gene CDCP1, whose product is annotated as CUB domain containing protein 1. The transcript has 9 exons. Lineage: Eukaryota; Metazoa; Chordata; Aves; Passeriformes; Pipridae. The coding region runs from base 98 to 2611 and encodes 837 amino acids. The record is from RefSeq and is a predicted model, not a curated record.